Messenger RNA from Amoebophrya sp. A120, 4501 nucleotides. The record is from the annotation of a GenBank genome assembly. NCBI's taxonomy places the organism in Eukaryota, Dinophyceae, Syndiniales, Amoebophryaceae.
CUCCAGGGUAUAGUUGUGUCACUAGAUCUAUUCGUUUAGAUUUAGUCCCAUAGCUUCUGCAAUAGAUAUCACAAGUCCAAACUUGUUGCAUUCUUGCGGGUGAUGUGCUAAGCUGAAAGCCAUCACUUAACCACUAGAUACCUCUUUGGGUAAGCAAAGCAAGCUUUUCACGUGCGGAAUUUCCACCAAACCCUCUUCGCCCCGGAUGGCCCCGAAGAAGGAAGAGAAGGCCCCGAAAAAGGAGGCCAAGAAGGAGGAAUCCAAGGAGGCCAAGGAGGUGGACCUCUCCGUGAAACCCCCGAAGCCGGAUGACGCCGCCUUCAAGAAGCGCACGGACGAAGUGUCCGCGGAAAUCGACGCCAAAAAGGCGGACAUGAAAAAGCUCACCGACAAAAUCUCCGGAAGGAAUGAAGGUAUACUAGAACGCUGACAUGUUCAUUUUUGAGAAGAAAUUUAUGCUCUACAGAAAAGUUGCUCUUGCUUCCUCCCCAGAUUUAAAUUUUGCUUUUUCAUGAUCAUUUCUCGCGAUUCCAUUAUCUUUAUCUCCCAAUCAUUGAUUCGAUUGUGGCACUAGUAAUUGCAAAUUGUGCAACACAAAAAAUCAUACUAUCCAUCAGGUAAGGAGGCAUACGAUGAGCAGAAGCAGGCCCUCUACAACAGUAUGAACAGCGUCAAAUCCGAGCAGCAGGCUCUCAUCGCACAGAAGAAGGCCCUGCAGGACCAGAAGCGCAACACAGAGAAGGAAGGUAGCACAUCUGAUGCUUUAGUUUUAAAAGAGGGAGUUUUUUAGAAUUCUGUACACGUCCUGUUGCGGGACGGAAUUUAAAGAGUGAGAGAGAGAAAAACGUCGAUGUCCAGCAAUGUCUUUCGAAAAAGAGAGUGUGAGAGCCAUCUGAUUGUCUGCCGAAAGGUGGAACCCCGGAAAUUAGCCUUUAGAUUUUAUGACGCAUGUUGAUCAUGCCCAGCAAACACUUUAAAAAUUUGUUUGACCACGCCUCAAUCCAUCGAAAAAACAGAGCGUGAGGCUAAGCGUCAGCUGUCCGCACUGGAGAAGGAUGUUGCUCACUUGACGGAGGAGGGCAUCGACAACGAAAUCAAGAAAAUCGAGUACACCAUGGCCACCCGAUCCAUGUCGCUGAAGGAAGAGAAGGAAUACAUGCAGCAGAUCAAGAAGUAUUUUCAUUUGAUAAUUUGUCUUUCUAGACUUUGCUACUUGCAAAUAGCUCGGUGUCGUGUCAAGCGAUAGAAGUCAUGCGAUGGUUUUCAUCUUUAGUGUGUAGUGACUUAGUUUUCGAAUCGGUGCUGGCUAUAACAUGCAUGGGAAGCUGCUGCUGCUGUAAUACAUCAACGCAUAUGCACACUUUCACUUUAUCCUUAUCAGGCUGAAGGCCCAGCGCCCCCAGGCUCAGAAGCAGCAGAAGGAGUACGAGGCCAUGAAGGCGAAGGUGGAUUCCGGCGCUCAGGUCGACCAUAACGCUACUUUCGCUGGUAUGCAUUGCAAAUGUGUCUGGGUCUGGAAACUUGUGAUGCUGACUUGGGAACAGUGGACACAAUGCAAUACGCAGCCAAGCAUGACAAGUUCUUAAGCUGCUAUGUGUUGCAAGAGCUGCAUGACAGGCAAAGUGCGCUUUUGCAUGACAGGCAGGCGACUCUCAUCUUGCUCAUGCAGCACAGAGUUAGGAGUCAUGAGAAACACGCAUGACAAACUUCCAUUCUUCCAGACCCAGACAUAUUUGCAUUUGAUAGCUGACCAGCUGACCCAACUGGAAGCCGCCAUCAAGGAGAAGAAGAGCUCGCAUGAGGACUUGUAAAUACAGAUUUUUGCUUUCGAUUUGUUGUGGUGCGACCAGUGGUGCAACUCGAAACAUUAUAAGUAGUCGUAUCGGUCUUGGCCUGAUGGAAGUCGGAAUGCAAAUUCGAACACCAAAUUUAUCCUCGUCUAGCAGCACUUGUGGAACUCAGAGUUGCGGAAAGGGGAUGUCAAUAUCUAAAUCCCGCAAUCUAUCCAAAAACACAGCUAUGAGCAGAUCCAGAAGCUGAAGCAGGAUCGUGACUCCAAGAUGUCCGGUGUGUCGGAACUCAUCGCCAAAAAGAAGCAGCUGGCCGAAGACGUCCAGGAGUUGGUUGCCAACCGCAACGCCAUCCACGAAGAGAAGCGCGCCAUGCAGAAGACGUAUUGGAAGAUUUUGAUGAUUGUUUGUGUUGCAGAUAACGAAUACGGAAUGCAGCAUAUUUACCUGCUCCGUGUGUGAAUGACUUUGUGUUGCAUGCUUUGCAAUGUAUGCUGUCCUCUGUUCCACUCUCAUGCAGGCGCCCUACAAGAACUAAUGAUUGGCAAUAACACUAUGACUAUCCUAUCAGAUUCAACCAGUGGGAGCAGGCCGAGCGCAAGAAGCGUCAGCAGAAGAUCGAGGCUGAGCGCAAGGAGUGGGAGGCCAAGGCCGAGGCGGAGCGCGCCAAGUGGGAGCUGGAGCAGCCGAACCCGUACUUGAAUGAAACCACUUUGUUGGAACAGACUCUGGACUACUGCAAGAACUUGCUGCCGAAAUCCGAGGAAGCCAAGGCUGAAGAGAAGAAGGAAGUCAACGCUCCGGUAUUUUAAAAUCAUCAUAAUGAUGACACUGUGACUGAUAAGUAUCAAUUGAACUGCAUAUAACUGUUCGCAUAGUCAGUUGCCGUAUUUUGUCAUGCGGAGACUGAAUCAUCUAACGAAUUUGUCUAGCAAAAUCGCAUAUGUCAACACUAAAAACAGGAUGGCGUCCGAGUGCUGAUGUCCAAGAAGGACCGUGACACGGAGAUGUACUUCGAAGCCACCAAGAAGAAGAGCCUGAAGAAGAAGGGUAUGGUCAUUUUCUCAUGCGUGCUUUUGGAUUACAGCAGCAUCUGUUCAUCGUAAUUGAUUCUCCCAGAAUGAUGUUGUCAGUCGUUUCUCCUGCAGAACGAGGUUCUUUAUUAUCCAGAAAUCACGACAUUACGGACACGGAGCAAUCAAUACUACAGGUGGCGACAAGGCGAAGGCUACGGCCAUCAAGCACACGGCGGAAACGUUCGCGAUCUUUGACCAGCUGAAGGUGAAGGCCCCGAUGACCACGGAACACAUCCCGGCGCUCAUGGACCAGCUGAACGGUCAGCUCGCGUCCUACAUGGAGAAGGUCAAGGUCUGGGAGGCCGAGCGCGCCGCCAAGCUCGAGGCCGCCAAGAACGCCGAGGCCGAUGCCCAGGCCACAACUUCAACCAACGCGGACGAGUAAAAAACCGGUGUAUCAGCAGUACACAAACUCGGAUGUUGAAGACAACGUACAGGGAGAAGUGCGAUGAAAGAGUUAUCUUGUAGGACGACUGUGUCUGGUGGACGACAAACGAUAUUAGCCGCUGAAGAGGGGAAACCAGAGCAACUGUCCUACGUGGUCCUUCUGCGCUUAUCCUCGAACACGAUAUAAAUAUCCAACGCCGGAAACGUGGGGGGCAAGUCGGGCAGUGGAUUUCGUGUGGGUGCUGAAGAUUUACAGUUUUCACACUCUGCACUCUUCACGCGAUAUUUGUCAUCCGGACGUCCGGUGAAUGGGGUCGUUGGUGGAAGAUAAUUCGCAACAAGUUUUUAGAAACACACCACAACAUGCUGUAAAGUUUUACAGGAUUUUCAAUGUACUCGCUUUAUUCAUGACGAUUGUAACAUCAAAAUUGGAGCACAAGUGGUUGUCGCAUCGCUGUUGAAAAAUUUUAUGGGCAAAAUUAUGAAUGUGACACCUGUAGUUAUCGAAAGAGAUAAGCUGAGUAUAAACUAUUCAUAGAACUUUUCGAAACUUUUCAAGUCUAAAGAGAUUUUUUCAUCAUCGAAUCGGACCAUGAUUUUCUUGUUUUACGGAAGUUCGCAAGAUACUGGAUGCGGUUGCAGCGCGCAUGUGCUAGCGAGGGGACAAAAAUACUAGGACAGAUACAUCAACCGCGCAAAAAGGACAAACAAAACCCCCAGCUGCUGAGUGUGGCACAUGCAGUACAAAUCCCGCAAUUAAUGAUUACGUAUGUUUUUGCACACCGGAACCGGAUUGGGGUCACCAUUCCGAUAAUACUUGUCGGGAUGAAUCGAGUCUUGGUAUCCAAAGAAAGAUAGAAGUAAAACACUACGCUUCAGUAGAUCUGUGUCUCACCCGAAACAAAGUCUUUAGCAAAGGAAGAUCAAAUCGAAAUGCAACUGGAAUGCAAACGCAACUAUCGGCUACCGACUUUUACACGAAUCUUGAAAUGUGCUUUAUGAUAAGAACGCCGCCGUACAACCUGUCUGUACAACGCACGAGCAGGCUAUCAUAGUUCUGUAAGCGACACGUGAGAUUUUUCAGUAGAAUGUAGCUGUUUUGCAGGUGAUCAAAACAAAAGUUGAGGGGAAGAUCAUUUUUGCUAUGAAGACGAAAUCAAGUACUUUGUUUCAACCAGAAGAGACCAGGUAACAAGCUGUUUUCUGAAGAAAGUUUUCGCGAAAGGAAUUAUCAGUAUGAAACUUUUC